Notothenia coriiceps (black rockcod) is the source of this 4358-nucleotide messenger RNA. It is a transcript of the gene tada2b, whose product is annotated as transcriptional adaptor 2B. Gene Ontology annotation, molecular function: chromatin binding; transcription coactivator activity. The record is from RefSeq and is a predicted model, not a curated record. NCBI's taxonomy places the organism in Eukaryota, Metazoa, Chordata, Actinopteri, Perciformes, Nototheniidae. The annotation marks the transcript as partial. The transcript has a single exon. Gene Ontology annotation, cellular component: SAGA-type complex; nucleus. Gene Ontology annotation, biological process: chromatin remodeling; regulation of transcription by RNA polymerase II.
GAGGACAUGGCAGCUCACGUCGGAGCAUCCCGAACUCCUCAGGAAGUCAUGGAACACUAUGUCACCAUGUACAUCCACGGAAACCUAGGUAAGGCCUGCAUCCCUGAGAGCAUUCCCAACCGGGUUACGGACCACACCUGUCCCAGCGGGGGGCCGCUGUCGCCUAGCCUUACCACUCCUCUCCCACCGCUUGAUAUCAACCUUGCAGACCAGCAGCAGCUGGGCUACAUGCCACUACGUGACGACUAUGAGAUUGAAUAUGACCAGGACGCAGAGAAGCUUAUUAGCGGGCUGUCUGUGAACUACGACGACGAGGAUGUGGAAAUUGAAAUGAAACGUGCACAUGUGGAUAUGUAUGUGCGCAAGCUUAGAGAACGCCAACGACGUAAGAACAUCGCAAGAGACUACAACCUGGUGCCUGCGUUCCUGGGCAGAGACAAGAAGGACAAGGAGAAGGAGAAACCAGGAGCGCUGGGAGUCAUAGGUACUGCUGUUGGGGUAGGGGGGGUAGCAGUUGGCAGUGGCCCAAUUGGAUCAGGUUCCACAACGGCAGUAGGAUCAGGCCCUGUUUCCAGUAUGCCCAAAAGAAAGAUCCCGAAGGAAGAGAAGGAGCAGCGGGUCAGACUGCGGGGGCUCUGUCAGUUCAUGGCUAAUCGGGAAUUUGAAGACUUCUUUGAGAACAUGCAUAAAGAGCGUGUGCUAAGAGCAAAGGUGCGUGAGCUGCAGCGCUACCGGCGCAAUGGCAUCGCCCGCCUUGAAGAGUCUGCUGAAUAUGAAGCAGCGCGCCACAAACGGGAGAAACGCAAGGAAAACAAAAGCAUGUUCACCUCCAAACGGGGAAGCGGAGGAGGAGGGGGCGGGCUUGGCUCUGGGAUUGGACUUGGGGGAGGAGCUGGAGGGGGAGGCGGCAUAGCUGGAGGGUUGGGGGUUGGUUGCGGGAUUAAGGAAGAGGGCAAAGAUGGUGAAUUUGCCGCCAUCGAGAAUCUGACAGGCUUUGAGCUGCUGUCAGACAGGGAGAAGGUGCUUUGUAACUCUCUGAACCUCAAUCCAGCACGUUACCUGACUGUCAAAACCAUCAUCAUCAAAGAUCACCUGCAGAAAAGGCAAGGUAUCCCGGCCAAGAGCCGGCUGCCCAGCUACUUGGACAAGGUCCUCAAGAAGCGUAUUCUCACCUUUUUAACGGAAAGUGGCUGGAUAUCCAGAGAUGCCUCUUAGCGAUCCAUCUUUGGUCAGGAAAUAAUACGUUUAUGAUUCGCUAAAAGCUCUGUAGGCAACUACUGGCAUUUUUCAGAGGUGACAUUGUGGAUAUGUACAUUACAAAGAAAGAAGAUGCCCCACUGGAGGAAAACAAAUAUAUAUUUUCAUACGAGGGCUAAGAAGAAAAUAAGCCUCUAUUUUUAGAUUUGGUAAGGGACAGGGCUGAAAAACAACACUUUGGGUUUGAAGUAUUUUGUGUCCAUAUUUUUACUACAUGAAUGAAAACUACAAUGCUAACAAGUAUAACAUAGCUCCAGAGAUGUUUAAAUGCUGUUGCAAGAGGAUGAUUGUUAGAUUUAAAAUCCAAAAAUCGACAUGGAAAAGGCAAUAGAAACAUAACAUUUCAUGGAAGAGUUUGAGUCAUAAUUGUUGGGUGAAUAAUCACUAUUUUUGGUGGUAGAUGUUUUUCAGGAUUUUCCUCAAAAUAAAUUAAGUUAUUUUUGUUAGUAGGUAAGGCAGGACUUCCUAACUAGAGCUACCGUUUACAUCUUAUAAAAUGUUAUGGCCUUCAUUUUCUAGAUUUUUUUUCAUGCAAACAAUCAAUCUUCUGAAUGUUCUUCUUCUCACUGACUAAUUGGGACAGGAAAAGAAGCAGCAGGGUUGAACAGCCAUCAUGUUUCUUUUUGGCUGAGCACUUGCUUCUGCCUGAAGGCAAUCACAAUGUAGGUUGACAUAGAGCUAGAUGGAUAGAUCUGAUGAUAUAUCAGUAUUGGCCCAUUCGUCAGCCAAUGAGCAACAAGAAAUAAAUGCCAAAGAUGAUUUAAAAGAUCAUUUAGAGUACAUUACACAAUCUGUCAACCAGAGAGAACAGGCUUCAAAAUGCUGUCAGGCUUUAAUUUGUAUUAAUUGAUGUCAGUUUUUCACCUGAAAUUACUAUGGAGGAAGACUUUUUUUCUCAGAAAAAUGAGUGCAGCUUAGCACAGCUUUAAAUCUUCUACUGUCAACAUAAUAUAAUACAGGCAGCUUAAUGUGAAAGGGCAUUUUGCAAUGAUACUAAAAUGCCUAAUUAGAAUUUAGUUAAGCAAGUGUUAAGUCAAGGCAAUUUAAUAGUAAACAUCUUUAUAUUUUUCAACUAGCAGGAACUGCAGUAUGCCUCAAUUUAAUUUCAAAAGGUCCUUACAUCAAACCUAAGCCCUGUGGACGACAGCAUCACAUUCCCAGGUGGUAACUGUCUUUUUUAGGGGAAAUGCUAUUCAUGAGUAGCAUUAGUUCUUAGCUGUAUACAUUGCAGCAAAAGUAGCUUUGCUUUUUUUGUGGUGUUUAAAAAGUAAAUGCUCCCUCUUCACUGUAGAACUUGAGUCGAGGGGGUUAAUAUUCUGUUAUGGUCAACAGUCAUGCUUUGUCAUAUUUCAUCAAUGUUGUGCUCCACACCAUGUACCAUUUUAAUCAACGUAAGGUUGUAUUUCAGAGAUAAAUCUGGUGAUAUUUUAUAUUUCUCUUAUUAUAUACACAUCCCAUGAAAACACCAAAACCACCUAUUGUUUGUAUCAAAACACUGUUGAACUGAGUGGUGUGUCUUCAUUACCGUGAACACACACACUGUCAUUUUGACUCAAUCCCACAUACAUUAACACUCGCUAGACCACUAAAUGGCUGAUAAUUGGCCCGACAAGUGCAUUUCUUCCCAUUUGAGUCAUUUCCUAAAAACUAUGCCACCAAACCUUUUUUUAAGGAUUAAACAUUUAUAUAUAAUAAUGAAUAAUUACUCUGCAAGAGACAAUAGGACAAUGGAAAGUAUUAAGAGGCAGGCAUAAGUUUUGUGUUUUCAUUGAAUUUGAUUAAACUAGAAUACUUUAUAUUUUAAGCCUUACUUUGUAUUGUUAAGUAACACAUCAUCAGGUGCUUAUGCUUGUUUUUUGUUGCAUAACUCUGGGUCUUAGUAGUUCACAAUUUUGAGAAAUGCUUAUAAUACAAAAAUCCAUAUUUCCAACAUAAUUUGUAUACAACAUAUGAUUAAUCAAAUGUACAUUCUGUUCCCAUUGCGUUGCAUAAUAACCCAUGGCUAACAUUUCGGACUGGAGUUUGAUGUAUUAGUCAAUUGUUUAGGUUUAUUGAAGAUGCUGAUUGUACAACUGUUGUGUUGAAGCUAAGGGGAAUGUGUGAGUAUAAUGGCAUUGUUAAAAAACGAAUAAGAAAAGUUCAGGUCAGAUGUCAGCCCCAAGUCCCAAAAUGUCAUCUGAACCACAGUUAAAAAAAAACAAGGCUACAUUUCAGCCUAUACACCAAACUCCAAUCCUGUAGCAUUGAUGCUUCUCAUUUGUAUGAAUAUUAGUUAUCUUCAGAUUUUGACAGUAAAUCUUUCUGCAUGUGCACCCAAAUGUUCAAAAAGAUGCUAAAAUAGUGGCAAUUAUAUUUUUCCAAUGGCUAUAAUAGUUUUUGUAAGGGGGAUUUUGCAUUCUUUUUACAUUUGUAAUAUAAAUUGGGAAAAACAUAUAAUUACCCACAUGUGAAAUGUACAGUAUUUUGUGUCAUGGUAAUGUUCAUAAAUUUGUAAUAAAGUAAAAAUAAUUUUUGAUUAGAGAUGAAGCAUUUUCUGGAGAUUUAGGCAUAAUGGUGACAUGCAGCUGUGCUGCCUAUAAUAUAAUAUCCGGGUUGUAGUCGAAUUGUCCAAAAAUCCGCUUCUCUCGUCUUUUCCUAUCCACUAUUCCUUGACCUCUGUGUGAAAAGUCAAGGUGUUCAGGAAUAGUUGAUAGGAGAAUUCAAAAGGACUUAAGAAAAGAGACUGCUGUACUUUGAGAAUCCGACUGCACUUACACUAUCUGACGUAUUUAUGAUGCGCCAGCGGACGUCAUAAUUGGCGUCUGCUGUGGGGAAACUACAGUUUUCUAUACAGUGGACUAAAUGGAUGUAUAAUAAGAACGGCGGACUACUGUAAACGCAUCACUUUGCACCGUGCUCUUAUGGUGCUGUUUUAUGCUUUAAGGACUUGGACAACAGAGAAACAUGUAUUCUUCAUGACCAAGGUUGGAAUUGAAAUAAAUAAAGUAAAGUGACAUUUGUGCUUGCCACCCUCCGGUCCACACGUAUUAAUCCACAAUAAUCCCAAUAAGGAUGAUUGUAUGAAAAGAUCUUAAAAUAAAGACAAAUGUAUUUGUUAUAAA